Molecule: messenger RNA, 789 nt
Organism: Emericellopsis atlantica
Lineage: Eukaryota; Fungi; Ascomycota; Sordariomycetes; Hypocreales; Bionectriaceae
Exons: 2
Coding region: 1-789 (262 amino acids)
Source: RefSeq, a predicted model, not a curated record
AUGAAAAUUGAUCAGACAUCUCUCACAGCUUUAUCGAAGCUGGCAGUUCCCGAUUGUUCAUCUUACUUCAGCGUCUACACUCGCUACUCUGACUGCAUAUCUUUGCCUCCACACCAUCACAACAUGCCUAGCAAGCCGGAAGAGGAUUCAGUUUCUCCCAGGUCACCCGAUCGAGUAGAAGAGUCAUUGACUUCUUCGCGAAUUGCUCCGGAAAUGCAACAUGCCGAGAACAGUGGGCGCUAUACAAGCGAACUCCACGGAGGCUACAAAUACGACUGGAAUGAUCCUGAAUUAGUCCAGAAACUACAUCUGGACAUUGAAGGCCAGCUACAGCGGAAUGGGCAGAACAGUACGGAACGCCAAAGUUCAAAUGAUUCAGGCACGGGAAAUAUGGACUUUUUGAGCCCACUGGACCCUGACCAGUUGAGAAGCUUGGGGUUUCUGUCCUCUGGCCCAGGGGCGGCCACUGAGUCGGCCGUUCAACAAGCGGAAGUCACCGGUACCAACGUUGCAAUUCCUUCUCAACGUUCGACCGUCCGCGCUCUCCCUUCUCAUGCUGCUGGUGGCAGCAGUUCCUGGUCGCAGCCUGGGUAUGAAAAGCUUACAUCAAUCAACGAUCUCUCAGGUGGCCCAGCCUUAGCUUGGAAUAACAUAGGGGAGGAGCCUCGACAGUCUCCUCCCCCACCCCCUCCUACUGCAGAUGACGGCACUCAGGCGAACAUGUCAACUCCACUGGAUAUUGAGAAAUUGUUUUGCUCCAAGACUCUUGGGCCGGAUAGCGGCAAGUGA